AACUCUCAAUAUCCUCUCACUUCACUUAAUUCUCUCCAAACACAGUUGUCUUCCAAAACUCAGCAAUGCCGGAGGGUGGAGAGAAGACCUUGCUUGACUCGGGAUGGCUCGCCUCGAGAUCCACCGAGGUUCAACUCACUGGGACUCAGCUCACCACCACUCAUCCCCCCACUGGCCCAACCUCUCCUUGGAUGGAAGCUGUCGUUCCCGGAACUGUUCUGGCAACUCUAGUAAAAAACAAAGUUGUUGGUGACCCGUUUUAUGGUUUGGAGAACGAGACGAUCCUUGAUAUAGCUGAUUCUGGAAGGGAGUACUACACAUUCUGGUUUUUCACAAAAUUCCAGUGUAAGCUGUCAGGAAAUCAGCAUUUAGAUCUGAAUUUCCGUGCUAUCAAUUACUCUGCAGAGGUCUACUUAAAUGGGCACAAGAAGGUCCUUCCUAAAGGGAUGUUUCGAAGACAUUCCCUUGAUGUCACUGAUAUCCUAAAUCCUGAUGGUUCAAACUUGAUGGCUGUUCUUGUUCACCCACCAGACCACCCUGGGAGCAUUCCCCCUCAAGGUGGGCAAGGUGGGGAUCAUGAGAUUGGGAAAGAUGUUGCCACACAAUAUGUUGAGGGUUGGGAUUGGAUAGCUCCAGUGAGGGAUAGGAACACUGGUAUCUGGGAUGAAGUCUCAAUAUCUGUUACUGGGCCAGUAAAAAUAAUUGAUCCACACUUAGUUUCGUCAUUUUUUGACCGUUACACAAGGGUAUAUUUGCAUGCAACAAUUGAAUUGGAAAAUAGAAGUGCUUGGGUUGCUGAAUGUUCUUUAAAUAUUCAAGUGACAACAGAACUUGAAGGAAAUGUUUGCUUAAUGGAACAUCUUCAGACUCAGCAUGUUUCGAUCCCUUCUGGAGCGCGUAUUCAGUAUACAUUUCCUCAGCUUUUCUUCUACAAGCCCAACCUAUGGUGGCCCAACGGCAUGGGAAAGCAAUCUAUGUAUAAUGUCAGUAUUACUGUUGAUGUGAAGGGACAUGGAGAGUCUGAUUCAUGGACCCAGCUAUUUGGUCUUCGCAAAAUUGAAUCUCAUAUUGAUACUGCUACUGGAGGGAGGUUAUUCAAGGUGAAUGGACAGCCUAUUUUUAUCCGUGGUGGUAACUGGAUAUUGUCAGAUUGUUUGCUACGGCUUUCUAAGGAGCGUUACAAAACAGACAUAAAAUUUCACGCUGAUAUGAAUCUGAACAUGAUUCGUUGUUGGGGUGGUGGGUUGGCCGAGAGACCAGAAUUUUAUCAUUAUUGUGAUAUUUAUGGUUUGCUGGUAUGGCAGGAGUUUUGGAUUACUGGUGAUGUAGAUGGAAGAGGUGUCCCAGUAUCAAACCCAAAUGGCCCACUUGACCAUGGUCUUUUCAUGCUAUGUGCCAGAGAUACUAUCAAGCUUUUAAGGAAUCAUCCUAGUCUUGCUCUCUGGGUCGGGGGAAACGAACAGGUUCCACCAGCUGAUAUCAACACAGCUUUAAAGAAUGACCUGAAACUGCAUCCAUUUUUUGAGACCCAUGGUGAAAACAUAAUGUCCGUGGAAGAGUUGUCAGCGUUCAAGGACCCUAGUCAAUAUUUGGAUGGAACGCGUGUUUACAUCCAAGGAUCCAUGUGGGAUGGCUUUGCUAAUGGAAAGGGUGACUUUACUGAUGGCCCUUAUCAAAUCCAGAAUCCUGAAGACUUCUUUAAGGAUAACUUUUACAAAUAUGGUUUCAACCCUGAGGUUGGUUCUGUAGGAAUUCCGGUUGCAGCUACUAUCAGAGCAACCAUGCCUCCUGAAGGGUGGCAACUUCCAUUGUUUAAGAAGCUUCCCAAUGGUUACACGGAAGAAGUUCCAAAUCCCAUUUGGGAAUACCAUAAGUAUCUUCCUUACUCAAAACCCGGGACGGUUCACGACCAGAUCGAACUGUAUGGAACCCCAAAGGAUCUCGAUGAUUUUUGCUUGAAGGCUCAACUUGCUAACUACAUUCAGUAUAGAGCUUUAUUAGAGGGUUGGUCUUCCCGUAUGUGGAGCAAAUACACUGGAGUUUUGAUUUGGAAGACACAGAAUCCGUGGACAGGUCUUCGAGGUCAAUUUUAUGAUCAUCUCUUAGACCAGACAGCCGGCUUUUAUGGUUGUCGCUGCGCUGCAGAGCCGAUUCAUGUUCAGCUCAAUCUUGCUACAUAUUUUAUAGAGGUUGUCAAUACUAUGGCGGAGGAACUGUCGAAUGUCGCCAUAGAAGCAUCAGUGUGGGAUCUUGAAGGAGCUUGUCCCUAUUACAAAGUUUUUGAUAAGCUUUCUUUGCCACCAAAGAAAGUCGUUUCCGUUAGUGAGAUAAAGUAUCCGAAGUCGAAAAACCGGAAGCCAGUGUUCUUUCUGCUCCUCAAACUAUACCAUGUUUUGGACUACAGCAUUAUAUCCCGAAACUUUUACUGGUUGCAUCUCCCUGGUGAAGAUUACAAGCUGCUGGAACCAUACAGGAACAAGAGAAUACCUCUUAAGAUAACGUCAAAGACAUUCAUCAAAGGCUCAACAUACGAGAUCAAAAUGAAUGUGCUGAACAAAUCGAAGAAACCUGACCCAAAAUCUUUAACCUACAAGAACAAUUUUGCUGUCAGAGACGAUAAUGGCGACUUCGAUAUGACAUCACUUGAACCUAUAACCAACAUCGGAACCGGCCCGAAUCAGACGGCAGGUUUGUUUCAGAGACUUUACAGGCGAUUCUCAAAGGAAACUAAUGGUUUAAAAGUUGCAGAGACAAACGGAAACGAUGCCGGAGUUGCUUUCUUCCUUCAUUUCUCGGUUCAUGCUUCAAAGAUAGAUCAUAAGGAAGGAGAAGAUAGUCGAAUACUUCCGGUUCAUUAUUCAGAUAACUAUUUUUCAUUAGUGCCUGGUGAAGAGAUGUCAGUUAAGAUCUCAUUCAAGGUACCUUCAGGUGUCAGUCCGAGAGUAACGCUUAAAGGCUGGAAUUACCACCAUGGAGUGCACACUGUUCUUUAACUGGUUUUUUAGAUCGUUCGUGCUGUCGAGAAUUCUGGUCGCACGGUGUCGCAAAUUUGGUGAAACAACGCUUUUCUAUAUCGUCACACCUAAAAUUCUCUUUUAUGUUGAUCUACGUAUUUAUUACAUAUUGAUGCACGAAAAUAUAAUAAGAUAUUGAUAUGCGUAAUAUUUAUUUUGUUGGA
Hibiscus syriacus is the source of this 3178-nucleotide messenger RNA. RefSeq names its product mannosylglycoprotein endo-beta-mannosidase. The transcript has 11 exons. The record is from RefSeq and is a predicted model, not a curated record. Gene Ontology annotation, biological process: carbohydrate metabolic process. NCBI's taxonomy places the organism in Eukaryota, Viridiplantae, Streptophyta, Magnoliopsida, Malvales, Malvaceae. Bases 66 to 2993 code for a protein of 975 amino acids. Gene Ontology annotation, molecular function: hydrolase activity, hydrolyzing O-glycosyl compounds.